Octopus sinensis (East Asian common octopus) is the source of this 515-nucleotide messenger RNA. Its product is annotated as 60S ribosomal protein L23. The record is from RefSeq and is a predicted model, not a curated record. Gene Ontology annotation, cellular component: ribosome; cytosolic large ribosomal subunit. Gene Ontology annotation, biological process: translation. NCBI's taxonomy places the organism in Eukaryota, Metazoa, Mollusca, Cephalopoda, Octopoda, Octopodidae. The transcript has 5 exons. Bases 65 to 487 code for a protein of 140 amino acids. Gene Ontology annotation, molecular function: large ribosomal subunit rRNA binding; structural constituent of ribosome.
UUUUUCCGGUAACAUUUUAUUCUCUGCGCUUGCGUUCAAUCCAUCUUCCUUUUCCUGUUUAAAAAUGUCGAAGAGAGGACGUGGUGGUACAGCCGGAGGCAAAUUCAAAAUCUCUCUUGCUCUUCCUGUCGGAGCAGUCAUUAACUGCGCUGACAAUACCGGAGCAAAGAACCUGUAUGUAAUAGCUGUAAGUGGAAUUAAAGGACGUUUAAAUAGAUUACCUGCUGCAGGAUGUGGGGACAUGUUGGUAGCCACAGUAAAGAAAGGCAAACCUGAGUUACGGAAAAAGGUAAUGCCAGCGGUGGUGAUUCGGCAACGGAAACCUCUACGGAGAAAAGAUGGUGUUUUUAUAUACUUUGAAGACAAUGCUGGUGUUAUUGUCAACAAUAAAGGGGAAAUGAAAGGAUCAGCCAUCACAGGACCAGUUGCUAAAGAAUGUGCAGAUUUAUGGCCCCGUAUUGCUUCAAAUGCUAGUUCCAUUGCUUAAAGACACUGUAAUAAAUAUUUUAAAUUGA